AUAGGAUAAAUCAAAAUGCCCGAACCAGCGAAGUCCGCACCCAAGAAGGGAUCAAAGAAAGCCGUAACCAAGACGGCAGGAAAGGGAGGCAAGAAACGCAGAAAGACCAGGAAGGAGAGCUAUGCUAUCUACGUGUACAAGGUCCUGAAGCAGGUCCACCCCGACACCGGUAUCUCCUCCAAGGCGAUGGGCAUCAUGAACUCGUUCGUGAACGACAUCUUCGAGCGCAUCGGAGGAGAGGCUUCUCGCUUGGCUCACUACAACAAGAGGUCCACCAUCACCUCCAGGGAGAUCCAGACCGCAGUGCGUCUGCUUCUGCCCGGUGAGCUGGCCAAGCACGCCGUGUCCGAGGGAACCAAGGCCGUCACCAAGUACACCAGCUCCAAGUAAAUAUACUUGUGAACAAAGUCCAACGGCUCUUUUAAGAGCCACCCACAAUACGUUAAGAGCAUUUCCAUGAUUAGAUUUCAUAUCUAUUUUGAGUCAAAGCGCUUGCAUGAACGUUGUGAUCACAUCGAUGUGUGCCUGCCUACGGCAGGGUAUGAACAUUUGCUAUAUCCGCAUACGAUACGGCGAACCAUGCUAAGCUCGUGGUAACUGGCACAACAAUGAGUUGGCUAAUUGCACGAAGUACAUGCAACAUUUCUACGUUGCUUACAGAGACUGUCGGUGAGACUACUUGUGCAGCCGUAUUCACUGAAUGUAAAGGGUGUAGGUUCUGCAACUGCAAGACUUGUGUUGUAUAAAUUAC
This is a messenger RNA of Sardina pilchardus (European sardine), 751 nucleotides long. RefSeq names its product histone H2B 1/2-like. The transcript has a single exon. Lineage: Eukaryota; Metazoa; Chordata; Actinopteri; Clupeiformes; Clupeidae. Gene Ontology annotation, cellular component: nucleosome. The record is from RefSeq and is a predicted model, not a curated record. The coding region runs from base 16 to 390 and encodes 124 amino acids. Gene Ontology annotation, molecular function: structural constituent of chromatin; DNA binding; protein heterodimerization activity.